CCUCCUCGCGCUGGGCGCUGGGCCCCGGGCCUGGCCGGACCGAGGGCCGCGUCCUCCUGACCCGCCGCGGGAUCCCGACCGGCCCCCCCCGGCCCCGCCUGCAGCUUGCACCCGGCUUCCUUUGCCCCUCCUCGUCUGGCCCUCGCCCUGCAGACACCCCGAUCCACCUGCCUCGGGGCCGGGGAUGUCCCGACAGUGACGGCGGCGAGCCGGACCCGCGCGCCGAGAGGGCCCCGGCCCAGCGGGCGAGCGCACGCCCUUCCCCGCCCUCUUCCUCGCACUCGGAGCUCGGAAGCCGGAGCGGACGAACGCCGCCGGGGAAGAUGUGGCUGAAGCUGUUCUUCUUGCUGCUCUAUUUCCUGGUCCUGUUCGUCCUGGCCAGGUUUUUCGAGGCCAUUGUGUGGUACGAAACCGGCAUCUUGGCCACCCAGCUGGUGGACCCGGUGGCUCUGAGCUUCAAGAAGCUGAAGACCAUCCUGGAGUGCCGGGGCCUGGGCUACUCGGGGCUCCCCGAGAAGAAAGGAUGCCGGGAGCUGGUGGAGAAGUCAGGUGACUUGAUGGAAGGUGAGCUCUAUUCUGCACUCAAGGAAGAAGAAGCAUCUGAAUCUGUUUCCAGUACCAAUUUCAGUGGUGAAAUGCACUUCUAUGAGCUUGUAGAAGACACAAAAGAUGGCAUCUGGCUGGUUCAGGUCAUAGCAAACGACAGAAGUCCCUUAGUGGGUAAAAUCCAUUGGGAGAAAAUGGUGAAAAAGGUGUCAAGAUUUGGAAUACGGACAGGCACUUUCAACUGUUCUAGUGACCCCAGAUACUGCAAGAGAAGAGGCUGGGUACGAUCCACACUCAUUAUGUCUGUUCCACAAACAAGUACUUCUAAAGGGAAAGUCAUGCUUAAAGAAUACAGUGGACGCAAGAUUGAAGUAGAACACAUUUUUAAGUGGAUAACUACUCAUGCAGCUUCUCGGAUCAAAACAAUUUAUAAUGCUGAACAUCUAAAAGAAGAAUGGAAUAAAAGUGAUCAAUAUUGGGUAAAAAUAUACCUGUUUGCAAACCUUGACCAACCCCCAGCUUUCUUCUCUGCACUAAGUAUAAAGUUUACUGGAAGAGUUGAGUUUAUUUUUGUUAAUGUGGAAAAUUGGGACAACAGGAGUUAUAUGACAGAUAUUGGUGUAUAUAACAUGCCAUCAUACAUACUUAGAACUCCUGAAGGAAUUUACAGAUAUGGAAAUCACACAGGUGAAUUUAUAUCCCUUCAGGCCAUGGAUUCAUUUUUGCGCUCAUUACAACCUGAAGUAAACGAUUUGUUUGUUUUGAGCUUGGUUCUAGUUAACCUUAUGGCUUGGAUGGACUUAUUUAUCACACAAGGAGCUACCAUAAAGAGAUUUGUGGUUCUCAUAAGCACUUUAGGAACAUAUAAUUCUCUAUUAAUUAUUUCCUGGCUACCAGUGUUGGGCUUUUUGCAGCUCCCUUACUUAGAUAGCUUUUAUGAAUAUAGCUUAAAAUUGUUGAGAUAUUCUAAUACAACCACACUGGCUUCAUGGGUAAGAGCGGACUGGAUGUUUUAUUCUUCACACCCAGCCCUGUUUCUCAGUACAUACCUUGGACAUGGUUUACUAAUUGAUUACUUUGAGAAGAAGAGACGACGCAACAAUGAUGACAUCAAUGCCAAUAACUUAGAGUGGUUAUCAAGUCUAUGGGACUGGUACACCAGCUACCUCUUCCACCCAAUUGCUUCUUUUCAGAACUUCCCUGUGGAAUCUGACUGGGAUGAAGACCCCGACUUAUACUUGGAGCGAUUAGCUUUCCCUGACCUUUGGCUUCACCCCUUGAUACCAACUGAUUAUAUAAAAAACUUGCCAAUGUGGCAAUUUAAGUGUCUGGGAAUCCUGUCUGAAGAGGAAAUGUCGGCGAGUUCUCACGAUAUUGAAAAUGACUCGGAUGUCGAGAGCACAGACACUUUUAGUAGUGAGAAGGAAGUAUUUGAAGAUAAACAAAGCAUAGUUCACAAUUCUGUAGGAAGAGUAAGUCACUGUGGUGCUGAGGCUUGUUCAUGUGCCAAUAAUUAUUGUCAGACCAGCCUACAUGAAAGGAAAGGGAGGUCAUAUGGAUCAUAUAACACUAAUGAAGAUAUGGAACCUGAUUGGUUAACUUGGCCUGCUGAUAUGCUGCACUGUACUGAAUGUGUUGUUUGUCUAGAGAAUUUUGAAAAUGGAUGUUUGCUAAUGGGGUUGCCUUGUGGUCAUGUAUUCCAUCAGAAUUGCAUUGCGAUGUGGUUGGCUGGGGGCCGACACUGUUGCCCUGUUUGCCGGUGGCCUUCUUAUAAAAAAAAGCAGCCAUAUGCACAACAUCAGCCCCUGUCAAAUGAUGUCCCAUCUUAACCAUGUGCAAUUUGUCCUUUAUAAGCUUUGAGUAUCUUCAGCUUGCCUUUUUAAUGUUAGUCACAAUGUUUUUGUGGUUUGAAGUUUAGUUUAAUGUUAGUGCAGUGACAGGAAAUACACAUUAUACUAAUGUUGAUGACAAUUAUUUGGUUGCCUGUGUGUCAAUUGAAUGCAUACUUAAUUGUAAAGAUUUUUAUUUACAACAUUGGCAAUUGAGAAGUUAAUGUUUUUUGUAAGCACAAAAGAAGUAUGAUAGAAAUUUAUCCUAGCAAGACUUUAUAAAGUAGGAUCAAAUUCUAAUGAAAUUGAGGCAGUUUCUUAUCCUAAAUGUUUCCUUCCUUUUUACAAUCUCUGUCCAGCAUCUCUUGGUUAAAUAAUGUAUGCUCUGAGACAUGAAAUUAAAACAGACUAUGAAAUAAAUUAUUUUAAAACCAAAAGAUUAUAGCUUUUCCAAUGUUAAAUUGUUUUUUAUAAGGUGUCUGAAUUUUAUAGCAUUUUAUUGAUUUGUUAGUUUUACAGAUAAAGCAAAUAUGAUUCUUGACUCGUGGGGGAAAUAAAGGCAGAAAUUAUGUGCUAACACUGGCCAGAGGUGAUGUUAGUCAAUCUUAUAGGUUCAUUAGCUUUAAUGGGAAGGAAUUUUAUGAUGAGCUUUUUUUAUAAGUUUUAAAUCAUUUAUUAGUAUUUACCAUAUCUAAAUAAAAUCAACUAUAGUAAUUAG
Myotis lucifugus (little brown bat) is the source of this 3093-nucleotide messenger RNA. RefSeq names its product ring finger protein 103 (gene RNF103). Gene Ontology annotation, cellular component: endoplasmic reticulum. The record is from RefSeq and is a predicted model, not a curated record. Gene Ontology annotation, biological process: protein ubiquitination. NCBI's taxonomy places the organism in Eukaryota, Metazoa, Chordata, Mammalia, Chiroptera, Vespertilionidae. Gene Ontology annotation, molecular function: ubiquitin-protein transferase activity.